Dothidotthia symphoricarpi CBS 119687 is the source of this 513-nucleotide messenger RNA. RefSeq lists its product as uncharacterized. NCBI's taxonomy places the organism in Eukaryota, Fungi, Ascomycota, Dothideomycetes, Pleosporales, Dothidotthiaceae. The transcript has 4 exons. The coding region runs from base 1 to 513 and encodes 170 amino acids. The record is from RefSeq and is a predicted model, not a curated record.
AUGUUGAGAGGCAUCUGCAUAUCAGUGUGGGCGAUAAUGUUCCUGAUUCUGGCGGCUGCUUCAAAGGUAGUAGGAGCGCCUGUGGGACAACCACUAACAAAGCGCAUGUCCACCGAGAGUAUUGUUGGCAUAGCAGUCGGUGCGCCAACUGUCUUGAUAGGCACAGCAGCAUUUGUCGUGGCGCUCAUGCAUUUCCUGAGGGAAAAGGAUCAUAGGGUGGAAGGACAGGAAGAUCCAAGUAGCGUACGCGAUAGACGUCAACAGACUUCAAUUCCAGAAGCAUUUGCCGAUGGACGAUCAAGCGACAGCUCUGCGUCCAGGUUGUGUUGGAGGAAGGUACGAUCGAGCGGACGAAGGACCUCGGAUCGAACGCGUCAGGAGGAAGGUGCAUCUGCUCUUGAUUCAAACUUUGGCAGUGCUGUACUCAGCGAGUACAAUGAUGUGCAUUCUCUAGUCGCAACCGAACGGGAUGUGUGGGCUAUACCAAUCAGCGACAAUGCUCAAGUUGGAUAG